GGGACCUCGGCGGCGGGGUGGCUGUGGGAUCCUGGCCUCGGAAGCCCGCCGCCCUGUCCGGUGUCCUCCAGCAGAUCCUCUGGCCCCGGGCGGCCUCGCUUUGCACAUUCUCAGGUACCAUCGGCAGAGCCCUGGUAAUCCUAUGGAGGUGACAGCCAGUUUUACCAAUGCACACCCUUGGCAGCAGAUGGAUACUACCUCACGGCACGACCCCUUUGUAGAUUCCUGGAUUGAGAGAUCCCGCCAUGGGAACCCCAUGUGUGUGGACACCACCAUGGAUUGGAAUAGCUCAGCUAAUGAUUCUUCUGGCACUAAGCCUACAGAAAGGGGUUCUCCAGCUGGAUGCAUACCAGACCCCUGGCCACUCCGGAUGGACUUCCACUGGGUUCCUAGCUUUCCAUGGCUGUUAGACUACGUUUUGACCCAGCUGGGAGAUUAUACCCUCCACUUUGAACACUAUCAGGACAAUCUCAACUGUGUCCAUGAGAGCCAGCUGACUGGCAGGCCUAGCCUAGCUUGGGCCUGGGUGGCUCCUUACCUCAACAGGGACCUGCCCUUGCCGGAUGAUUAUGAACUCUUCUGCCAGGAUCUCAAAGCAGUUAUUCAAGACCCAAACAGUUUUGUUGAGUACGAUGCCACUGUCUCCUGUCCUGUGCCUUCCACAUCCGGCCAGCCACCAGUGGCUGCACAGCUACGCACAGUAAGGCAUCACAUAGUCAGGUUCCCGGUGGCCCUAGCUCUCAAUAUGGAUGCUCCCUUGAGGCCUGCUUUACCUGCUCCCUCUAACCCCUGCUUGUUGAGGCCUAACUCUAUAUCCAGAAGUUCUUGGCCUGAGUGGCAGCUGGCCGAGAAGAGCUCCUCUGGACCCCAAGAGCCCCUGAACCAGUCUGGUUGUGCAUGUAGCCUUGAUUAUAGUGCUGCGAGGCCAGCUGCCUCCCAUCCAAAGGACGCAGACUCCAAACUUGUCUCAGUAUCUUCAGAAUUCAUUAACUCUUAUUCUUAGAAGCUAGAAUCAGCUCAUAUGGGGAGCUGAGAACCCCAGAAAAGAGAAGACUCUAAAGCCGAAGGAGACCAGGAAGAAUCUCUGGGUACCCCAUGGUGGCUGGAUAGUGUCCCAGAGAUCCCGCAAGAGCCACCCUUUAUGUUCCUCACUUCUCAUCCUUGCGUUCCGCACACAGCCAGGUGUGCAGCAAUGCUCCUCGUGGGAAAGCGCUGUGCGUACAUGGCGAGGGAGUCCCACAGCACCCAGGCAGCACAGGGCUGUCUACAGGUGACUCCACUGACCCGUGCCUGGAUAGCUAGACACACAGGCAUGUGAGCUCGCCCAACUCCUGCCAGAAUGUGGGCCUGUGUUGGGCCCCUAGCUAAGGUCCCACCCCACACCUGGACGUGCUCUUCCACCUGCCAGUUCCUACAGGAAAGACUGUAGAUCAGCCCCAUCAGAUUGUAGCACGGUGGCCAGAUGCUGCCCCCACCAAGAACCCUGUUGGUGUUUCUGCCUGCUCUCUGUGACCUCCGAGCUAGCCUAUAAUGCAAAGAAGGUUGCUUGAAGGAUGCCUCGGCUCCUUUGUGAAUCCUUUGGGUGGUUGGUUUGGUUUUUUGUUUUUGAGACAGUGUUUCACUAUGUAGCCUUGGCUGGCUUGGAACUUGAUAUGUACCAGGCUGGCCUUGAACUCACAGAAAACCCCCUGCCUCUGCCUUGUGAAUGCUAGGACUAAAUCUUUUUUAUUUUUGUUUUUUUAAAUGGUAUAUCUAUGGAGUACAAUAUAAUUGGAUACAUAGAUGAAUAAUGAUUCAGUCUGGUGAUGGCUAGUCUCUUAAACGUUAAUCAUUUCUUUGUAUGGGAUUGUAUUUGCACUCCCCUCGUGGUUCCUUGUAAAAUAUGAAAUACAUUAUUGUCAUCUCUAAGGGCACACUGUGCCAUGGAGUUAUCUGA
Peromyscus maniculatus bairdii (prairie deer mouse) is the source of this 1936-nucleotide messenger RNA. RefSeq names its product retrotransposon Gag like 10 (gene Rtl10). The record is from RefSeq and is a predicted model, not a curated record. Lineage: Eukaryota; Metazoa; Chordata; Mammalia; Rodentia; Cricetidae.